Messenger RNA from Trifolium pratense (red clover), 619 nucleotides. RefSeq names its product P34 probable thiol protease-like. The record is from RefSeq and is a predicted model, not a curated record. Bases 22 to 603 code for a protein of 193 amino acids. The transcript has 3 exons. Lineage: Eukaryota; Viridiplantae; Streptophyta; Magnoliopsida; Fabales; Fabaceae.
UCUCUUCUACAAUUUACAAAAAUGAAGUUUAUUACAGUUUCCAUGAUGAUGAUGAUCUUUUUUUGGGCAUGUGUUUACUCUGUUGAUGAGCCUCCAACACGCUCAGAAGAAUCCAUUGAUGAAAUUUUUGAAAAAUGGAUGUUGGAUUUUGGUCGUACAUACGCAAACAGCACUGAGAUGAAGAAACGUAGACAAAUAUUCAAGGAGGAGUUGGAAUAUAUCGACAAGUUUAACAGUCAAGGUAACCACAGUUACACCGUAGGAUUAAAUCAAUUCUCGGAUUUAACUGAAGAAGAAUGGCACGGUUUUUCCGGUUGCUCAUACGACUCUGAUCCAACUAUUAGAGGAUUGUCUCUUAAAUCAUGUAUCAGGAAAUAUUUGGAGGAAGAUUAUUUUUACAUAGAGUGUUCCUGGAAUGUUGAUGAAUCUCUAAAACUCUCUGAAUCAGAAGAAGCAUCCAUUGAUCAAACCUUCUUAAAUAUUUCUCUACGUUUCUUCAUCUCGGUGCUGUUUGCGUAUGUACGACCAAAAUCCAACAUCCAUUUUUCAAAAAUUUCAUCAAUGGAUUCUUCUGAGCGUGUUGGAGGCUCAUCAACAGAGUAAACACAUGCCCAAAAAA